Messenger RNA from Salvelinus fontinalis (brook trout), 2346 nucleotides. RefSeq names its product heterogeneous nuclear ribonucleoprotein R-like. Gene Ontology annotation, cellular component: ribonucleoprotein complex; nucleus. Gene Ontology annotation, molecular function: mRNA binding. Bases 16 to 1920 code for a protein of 634 amino acids. The record is from RefSeq and is a predicted model, not a curated record. NCBI's taxonomy places the organism in Eukaryota, Metazoa, Chordata, Actinopteri, Salmoniformes, Salmonidae. The transcript has 12 exons.
CACCAGAGUAAAUCAAUGGAGAGAAUGGCUGCUGCCGAGGUGAACAGUAGUUCUGCUCCGGUGAUGGAGGAAAAGGAGCCUAUAGAAGUCACCACCGAAGGCGAGCACACAGAGAACUACCAGACACUAAUUGAUGCCGGACUGCCGCAGAAAGUGGCUGACAGUCUCAACAAAAUAUUCUCUACUGGGUUGCUGGCAUACGCUGACCUAGACGAGAGGGCCAUCGAUGCUCUGAGGGCGUUCAAUGAAGUGGGAGCGUUGUCUGUACUGUCGCAGUUCAAAGAAAGUGACCUGACCCAUGUCCAGAACAAAAGUGCUUUUCUUUGUGCAGCUAUGAAGACAUACAGACAGAGGGAAAAGCAAGGAAGUAAAGUACAGGAAUCCUCUAAGGGUCCUGCUGAGUCCAAGAUCAAGGCUCUGCUGGAGCGGACAGGAUACACCCUGGACGUCACCACCGGACAGAGGAAAUACGGAGGGCCCCCCCCAGAGGAAGUGUUUAAAGGAGCACAGCCUGGGAUUGGAACUGAGGUGUUUGUGGGAAAGAUCCCCAGAGACCUGUAUGAAGAUGAGCUGGUGCCUCUGUUUGAGAAGGCGGGCCCAAUCUGGGAUCUGAGGUUAAUGAUGGACCCCCUGUCGGGUCAGAACCGGGGAUAUGCCUUCAUCAACUUCUGCAGCAAGGAUGCAGCAGCUGAGGCGGUGAAACUUUGUGACAACUAUGAAAUCCGGUCUAGGAAACACCUUGGAGUGUGCAUAUCUGUAGCGAACAACCGCCUGUUUGUCGGAUCAAUCCCAAAGAACAAGACCAGAGAGAGCAUAUUGGAUGACUUCAGCAAAGUCACAGAGGGGCUUCAGGAAGUGAUCCUCUACCACCAGCCGGAUGACAAGGAGACGAACCGUGGCUUCUGUUUCCUGGAGUACGAGGACCACAAGUCUGCAGCCCAGGCCCGCCGCUGCCUCAUGAGUGGCAAGGUGAUGGUGUGGGGGAACCCGGUCACUGUGGAGUGGGCCAACCCGGUCACUGAGCGCGACACGGAUGUCAUGGCCAAUCAGGCGAAGGUUUUGUUUGUCAGGAAGCUUGCCACCUCAGUCACAGAGGAGCUACUAGUGAAGACAUUCUCUGCCUUUGGCAAACUGGAGCGAGUGUAUAAGCUCAAAGACUACGCCUUUGUCCACUUUGAGGACCGGGACGCCGCUGUGAAGGCAAUGGUAGACAUGAAUGGAAAGGAGCUGGGGGGAGAGGCGAUUGAAAUAAGAAUAGCAAAGAAGAAGAAGGCGCGGAAGACUCAGCGCCAGACCACCAGAAACCCAGGCAGGAAUGACGAUUACAACCAGCCACCGCCACGCAUGCCUCCACCAGAUAGGGGCAGGGGCCGUGGUCGCCGCGGGGGCUACGCCGCCUACCCUCCAGACUACCACAGCUAUGAUGACCACUACGGCUAUGACUAUCAUGACCCCUGCAGGGGUUACGAGGACCCCUACUACGGUUACGAGGACCCCUACUACGGUUACGAGGACCCCUACUACGGUUACGAGGACCCCUACUACGGUUACGAGGACCCCUACUACGGUUACGAGGACGUGUACAGCGAGAAGGGCCGUGGCAGCAGGGGAGGCCCGCCCCCUCCUAGGGCCCGUGGAACACCACCCACACAGGGCCGAGGGGGCUAUGCGCAGAGGGGGCCACCCAUCAGAGGGCCCAGGGGUGGCAGAGGAGGGGGCCGUGGGGGACUCUUCCAGCCACAGAGGGCCCACAGUACCCAAGGAGCCAGGGGGAACCGUGGGGGGAAUGUGGGCGGGAAGAGGAAGGCAGACGUCUUCAACCAGCCUGACUCAAAGCGCCGGCAGACCAACAAGCAGAACUGGGGGUCCCAGCUCAUCACCCAGCAGCAAGGUGGCGACUAUUCUGAUAACUAUGGUUAAGGUGGUGAGGUGAGAGCUGCAGCGCUUGAGUGAGAAACAAACUCACCCUGAACUUUGUUCCUUACAAAAGGGUGAGCUAUUACUAGUAGUUUCUAGCCCAAACCGUGCUGAAUCUACAGAUUAUUUUGUAAGAAGACCGAUUUCCAAGAUGUCUCCUGGUCUGACAAACACUGCUGUUGCUCUGCGCCACCUUCCACUGCCGAUGCAGUGGAUUGAGACGCGGCCCAUGCAAACAAAAGUCUAGUUUAAACUAAUGGAUUUUAAUGGUAAUUUUAUUGUUUAUUUGAUUAUUAUGCUAAUUACAGAGCAGGUUUAUACUGCAAUUUCAUUGCCUUUGCCAAGUCAAUUUGCUUGCUUUGCAUAUGCCAUUCAAUGUUUUCUCGUCAACUAUUUAGAUAAAGAAUUGAGACAUGUCAGCAAAAAUCA